CGGAAGAGCCUCUCGGCUCUACCCUCCGGAAUCCCGGGACCAGUGAGGGGCCACCCGGGGUACCGGAAAGGGCCGCCGGGGCGGGUUGGCCGCCCUCGGGGUGUCGGGGCUGCGGGUCUGAGGGAUGAGGAGAGGCCAUGGCCAGCGACGGGGCCAGGAAGCAGUUCUGGAAGCGAAGCAACAGCAAGGUCCCGGGCAGCAUCCAGCAUGUGUAUGGCGCCCAGCACCCCCCAUUUGAUCCACUGUUACAUGGCACCUUGCUCAAGGCCACACCCAAGGUGCCGACCACGCCGGUGAAGGCCAAGCGAGUCAGCACCUUCCAGGAGUUUGAGAGCAACACCAGCGACGCCUGGGAUGCCGGCGAGGAUGACGACGAGCUCCUGGCCAUGGCGGCCGAGAGCCUGAACACCGCGGUCGUCAUGGAGACGGCCAACCGCGUCCUGCGCAACCACAGCCAGCGGCAGGGCUGCCACAAGCCGCCGGGGGCUCUGGGGCCCGAGCAGAAGCCAAAGCCUUCGGUGGAGCCUCCUUCGGUCCCGAGUGGUGACCUCCGGCUGGUGAAGUCUGUCAGCGAGAGCCGCGCGUCCUGUCCCGCAGGAAGCGCCAGUGACGCCGGCCCUCUGCAGAGGUCCCAGUCUCUCCCACACUCGGCGACCGUGGCACUGGGCGGGGUGCCGGAGUCCAGUACCCUCAGCAGCUCAGCCUUAAGUGAAAGAGAGGCCUCCCGGCUGGACAAGUUCAAACAGCUCCUUGCUGGUCCCAACACAGAUCUCGAAGAAUUGCGGAAGUUGAGCUGGUCCGGGAUCCCGAAGCCCGUCCGUGCCAUCACGUGGAAGCUGCUCUCGGGUUACCUUCCUGCCAACGUAGACCGAAGACCAGCCACUCUCCAAAGAAAACAGAAAGAAUAUUUUGCUUUCAUUGAUCACUAUUACGAUUCUAGGACGGAUGAAGUUCACCAGGAUACAUACAGACAGAUCCACAUAGACAUCCCUCGAAUGAGUCCUGAAGCAUUAAUACUGCAACCCAAAGUGACAGAGAUUUUUGAAAGGAUAUUGUUUAUAUGGGCCAUACGUCACCCUGCCAGUGGAUAUGUUCAGGGGAUAAAUGACCUUGUCACUCCUUUCUUUGUAGUCUUCAUUUGCGAAUACAUAGAUGACGAGGACGUGGACACCGCUGACGUCUCCUGCGUGCCUGCGGACGCGCUGCGCAACGUGGAGGCCGACACGUACUGGUGCAUGAGCCGGCUGCUGGACGGCAUCCAGGACAACUACACGUUUGCUCAACCUGGGAUUCAAAUGAAAGUGAAAAUCUUGGAAGAACUCGUGAGCCGGAUCGAUGGGCAAGUCCACCGGCACCUGGACCAACACGAGGUGAGGUACCUGCAGUUCGCCUUCCGCUGGAUGAACAACCUGCUGAUGCGCGAGGUGCCCCUGCGCUGCACCAUCCGCCUGUGGGACACAUACCAGUCGGAACCCGAGGGCUUCGCGCAUUUCCACUUGUACGUGUGUGCUGCUUUUCUCGUGAGAUGGAGGAAAGAAAUACUGGAAGAAAGAGAUUUUCAAGAGCUGCUACUCUUCCUCCAGAACCUGCCCACAGCCCACUGGGGCGACGGGGACGUCAGCCUGCUGCUGGCCGAGGCCUACCGCCUCAAGUUUGUCUUCGCGGACGCCCCCAGUCACUACAAGAAAUGAGCCGGGCCCGCCGCCGUGGCCUCGCCCGCCCCGGGCAGCACACCCCGCUGCCGGCUGGCUGAAGGCCACGGCCAAGGAGAGGCCUUGCUGGAGCGGCUGGCCGGGACGUGGUCCAGGGCCUGGCGAGGGCUGGCGGCCUCUGUUUUCUGAGACACCAAAGAGAGCCAGGGAGGGUCCCCGGCCACGCGGGGCCAGAGAGGGGCCGGGCGUCCCCCUCUCCCGACCCUGGAGCAUCCUUGCCAAGCGCCCACCUCGUGGAGCCCCCAGCCGGGGCGGCCUGAGAGGCAGACCGUCUCCGAGUGGCCUGCUGUCCGGGUGCCGGGGGCAGAGGGAGGUGGCCGCCAUCUCCUUACCUACUUGGAAAUGUAAACGUUCUAUUCUGUUGCGCGGAAGAGAAUAAAACGUAGACAAAGUCAUAAGUGAAACGUUGCACUGACCUAUGAAGUCUCUGUGCUCUCCCAGGCCUCUGACAGCCAGCCGGAUUUCUGUAACUUCGUCACGUUAACGUUGCCGCGUACUUGCUCCCUUGGCUUAAACGUGGCUGGAAGGCAGGCGGCGAGCCCGGGGAGGCUCCGGCUGCGGCAGCUGGGAGCAGAGCGCGGCCUCGAGAAAUGGCCUUAUUUUCCAUCUGUGACCUCUGGAAACAGAGAACCGCCCCGGCUGGUCUGUCAAGGAGCCUGCGCGGGCGGGAGCCCUUGCGCCGGGUGGUGCGGGGCGUCGGGCGGACGCUCAGGCUCCAGCCACAGCCUCGCUCGCCUGGGCCACCUGGAUAGGUGGGUCCGGACGCUCCUGCACCUGCACCCACACCGCGGGGGCCGAGUGGCCCGGGCCCCUCCGCUCGCUGCGUCUCCGGGUGUGUUGUGGACCUGAUCGCUGCUGCUGUGUGUUGGUCACUGGGGCCGUGAGCCCAGCUGCAGAAGGUGGCAGACCCGCCCUGCCCUGGGCUCUGCUGGGGCCCGUCCUGCUUCCCCCACAUUGCCUGCCCCGGCCAGAGAGCACCUGUCACGGGCAUGUCGCCCGUGGUGACGUGGAUACCCCCGUGGAGCUCUAGGCCAGAGCCACAGCCACACAGGAGACAGGCUCCUGACCUCUGCCCCAGGCUUUCAUCCAUGCGCAGGCAUCUCUUCCCACCACCUGCCAGCCCUCCCGGGGCAGCCCCGCCACCACCCGUCUCUGCACAGCUCAGGUGCCAGGCGGCUGCCCGGAGGCUGUGCAGCCGAGGAUCAGACACAGAUGCACGUGUGUGGUGUGUGCGUUCCUUAUUUUCGGCUCGUUACGUGUGCGUGGAAAUCAGCACGAAAUACUGUGCAAAUGUCAGAAGCCCCCAAAUCAGCGGAGGGCCCUGCUUGCCACAGAGCAGAUGGAGAGCACCCCGACUGGCCGGUCCCUGCCCCCCACCCUGGCAUCAGGGGUUCCUCCCCGCGCAAGGCCCCCGGCCCGCUGCUGCUUUCCUGCCGGGCGUCCAGUUCCACGAAGGCCCGUCCUGCUUAGACCCCGGGCACUGCCCACCGUGGCUCGGGUAGUCUGUGCAGCCCAAAUGUUGGGGACACAGAAGAUGUCCCCUGGAGGCAAUUGUUUUUUCAAAUAGGAAGCAUCUACGAAGUUCAAUGAGGCCCUGAGCGUGUUUCCAUGUGUAUGUGAACCUGGAACUGAAUGCAGGGUGGGGGUGUUGACGGGGUCCUUGGAGCCUGAGCCAAUCAGUCUGAAGUGAUUAGAGGCUGUUCUGUCUGGAAUACAAUGUGUGAAACACGGAAUAAAGAUGCAAUGAAAAUCCA
Molecule: messenger RNA, 3466 nt
Organism: Balaenoptera musculus (blue whale)
Lineage: Eukaryota; Metazoa; Chordata; Mammalia; Artiodactyla; Balaenopteridae
Gene: TBC1D22A
Product: TBC1 domain family member 22A
Exons: 13
Coding region: 138-1691 (517 amino acids)
Biological process (GO): activation of GTPase activity
Molecular function (GO): GTPase activator activity
Source: RefSeq, a predicted model, not a curated record